UUCCGGGAGACUGGUGGCGUUAAGGAUUGCUGGGGGUUCGUCAUGGGUUACAGUGGUCUAACGGUGCCCAUCAUCGUUCUCACCGUAUUUUGGGGGGUCGUGGGCGGCGUUGUGCCUUGGUUUAUCCCGAAAGGACCGAACAGAGGUGUCAUUAAUACUAUGCUGGUGACCAGUGCUGUUUGUUGCUACCUUUUCUGGCUAAUUGCAAUCCUGUCCCAGUUGAAUCCUCUGUUUGGUCCACAGUUAAAAAAUGAAACCGUCUGGUACUUGUUCUACCAUUGGCCCUGAAUUCAUCACCUAAAAAAACUUCUAUGAAGUAGAGAGAAUGAAAAUAUCUUAAACUACAAUUGAUUAUUUCUUCUGCACCUGAGUAACUUUACCAAGCAACAUUCAACAGCAUGGAUCAAUUUGAAUUCUGCAUUGUGAUUUAUAAUGUGUUAACUAGAAUAGGUGAUGGUUGGCAGUUGAAGCAAUAGAACUAACAAGUGUGAAUAUUUAGCAGCAACAUAGUAGAAAUCUAAUUGUGUUUAGUGGCAGAGAAUUUUUAACAUUUUUUUACAACAUUUAUACCAAAGACUUAAAACAGUUUAAAACUGAGGGGAAAUGAUGUGUAUCAAAUAGAUGAUUAUUUUGUGAUCAUAUUUUUGUACUAACAUUCCAUAAUGCCUAAUGAAAUGUGGAAAUAGCUAAUAUCUUGCAGGUUUUGAUUUCACUAAAGAACAUAAUUUAAAUCUUGGGAAAAUAAUUUAAUAAAUUCUAAAAAAUACACUGCAUAGCCUUUUCUCUUUAUCAAAUGGUUAUACAUUAUUACUUUUGACAUUUUGUAAAUCCCAAUGUCUGCCAUCAAGAAAUUAAUUUGGCUUAAGAAAAUGUAGUAAUAUAUUCAUUGCAUGAUUCCUGAAUUUUUGGCAAAAGCCCAUGGUUUUUAUUGCCUCUUCAGAUGAGGUAUUUAAAAGUAAACUUGUGUCGUAUCUAAACACACACCAAGUAGUUUUUCUGUGAAGUGAAAAUUAACUAGCAAUUUGCCUGCAUAAAGCGAUCGCAUUGCUGACUUAACUUGCUUCUGGCAGUCAUGAUUAGAAUUGCUAUUAGCGUCGAAUAGAUUCUGUGUUUUGAAUAAUAUUUGACAUUUGUAGCCAUGUUUGGGUUUGAGUAAUAAAAUAGUUAAGCUUGCUCAGUUGCAGUGGAAUAUAGAGCUAACAAGACAGCUAGAAAGUGAUAAUAGGUUAGUGACCUUGUACCAGAUCACACUCACCUCAUCAUUUCCUGCCCUCUCCUGGCAUACUCUGGCCAUGCUAAACCUUUUGGUCUGAAUGAACUGGAGGCCUCACUGCUAAGGCUGUCCUGUGAAGCAAAAUGGUCUGCAAAUAGCAUUUCUGUAUCAGUUAAUUUUUAAUAUUGUCAUGCCAGUUGUUAGUAUCUUUGAAGGAUUAAUGAUCAACUAUGAAUAGCAAUAACUUCAAAACCUGUUAUGCAAGGUGUAAGCACUUUGGGUUGUCUAUUGUAUACAUUCUCUAUAUUAAAUUGAACCUACACUUAUUAGCAAAUUGUUUUUGUACUGUAGGGUUCAAUUGAAUUAGUUUGAACUUAGUUUUCCAUAAUUAUUAAAUCUUUUGCUAGAAAUGUAAAGUUUUAUGAUGCUACUCUCAACAAAAUUUGGAAUAGAGAACAUCAAGCAUGUUCCUUAAGGUAACUAACUUGUAUACUUAGUUACCAAAACAACCCAGCAAAGAAGAAGAAAAAUCAAAAUAGUCCUUGAGUCAUUCCACCGUAAAACUUAUUUUCAUUGUUAUUUCAAGGGAAUGAUUAAGAAAAGAUCUGAAAAUUCAUUUGUGUAUCUAUUCAAAAAGACUGGGCUCUGCUUGAUUAAACUCGAAUUUUGAGGAAUCUCAUGUAUAAUAAAGAAUGCUGUAUGUUACUAAGUGCUCUAGCAAUGUAGUAUAAUUUCCCUCAUGCAAGGACAAAUGGGUUUUCAGAUCAUUAGGGUUAGCUUGGUGAAUCUAGACAUGAAUGAGGGGAAUUAUUCCAAAAUGUAAAAUUAGUAGACAUAAGUACACUGAGAAAAGGAAAGAUGACGGCAAAAAAACAAA
Messenger RNA from Mobula hypostoma (lesser devil ray), 2090 nucleotides. It is a transcript of the gene atp6v0e1, whose product is annotated as ATPase H+ transporting V0 subunit e1. Gene Ontology annotation, cellular component: proton-transporting V-type ATPase, V0 domain. The transcript has 4 exons. Gene Ontology annotation, molecular function: proton-transporting ATPase activity, rotational mechanism. The record is from RefSeq and is a predicted model, not a curated record. Gene Ontology annotation, biological process: proton transmembrane transport. Lineage: Eukaryota; Metazoa; Chordata; Chondrichthyes; Myliobatiformes; Myliobatidae. The coding region runs from base 43 to 288 and encodes 81 amino acids.